AUGUUCAUUCGGCGGCUGACGCUUGGUAUAGUCCUUCUGACAAUUGCGGCAUUCUUCUGCGCACAGUCAGUUGAGGCUGCUAAAGGCCCUAAGAUCACCAACAAAAUCUACUUCGACAUUGAACAUGGUGGUAAGAGUAUGGGUCGUGUUGUGCUUGGGUUGUAUGGUGGUACCGUCCCCAAAACCGCCGAGAAUUUUCGGGCUCUCUCUACUGGCGUGAAGAAGGAUGGAACAAAGCUUGAACCUGGUUUCGGAUACAAGGGGUCCAAAUUCCACCGUGUUAUCAAGAACUUCAUGAUCCAGGGUGGUGAUUUCAAGGGGACGGCACUGGCGGCAAGGCAAUCCAUCUACGGCGACAAGUUCCCUGAUGAGAACUUCAAACUGCGUCACACUCGUCCUGGCCUUCUCUCAAUGGCCAAUGCGGGCAAAGACACGAACGGCUCUCAGUUUUUCAUCACCACUGUUGUGACAUCUUGGUUGGACGGCAAGCAUGUGGUUUUUGGUGAAGUCCUAGAAGGUAUGGAUAUUGUGAGGGCCAUUGAGGAUAUUCCGAAGGGUAGGAACGACCGCCCGACAGAGGAUGUUGUAAUUGUCGACUGUGGCGAGUUACCUCCGGACGCCAAGGCGGAGACUGAAGAGAAUGAGGUGCCUCUUCGUGCUGAGCUAUAG
Molecule: messenger RNA, 669 nt
Organism: Fibroporia radiculosa
Lineage: Eukaryota; Fungi; Basidiomycota; Agaricomycetes; Polyporales; Fibroporiaceae
Exons: 11
Coding region: 1-669 (222 amino acids)
Biological process (GO): protein folding; protein peptidyl-prolyl isomerization
Cellular component (GO): fungal-type vacuole; endoplasmic reticulum
Molecular function (GO): peptidyl-prolyl cis-trans isomerase activity
Source: RefSeq, a predicted model, not a curated record